Messenger RNA from Gryllus bimaculatus (two-spotted cricket), 11966 nucleotides. The record is from the annotation of a GenBank genome assembly. NCBI's taxonomy places the organism in Eukaryota, Metazoa, Arthropoda, Insecta, Orthoptera, Gryllidae.
AUGAGAAAAACUGUGGUAGGUGAUCAUGGUGGUGAUCUUGAGAAAUUAUCUAUGAUAGUUGAAAUAUCAUCUGAUUAUAAUCUUGGUGAUAAUGUGACUUUACUUUGUAAAGUUCCAGAAUUAGAUAAUUUGAUACUGUGGUGGACACUGGAUGGUGAUAAUGUCACUGAAGAUGAAAGGCAUUCUUUGGACCUUAUUCCUGACUUUACUCCAGAAAGUGAAUUUGAAAUUUUAAAACUUGUCAUUUCAUCUGUUUCUAUUUAUGAUGUUGGAAAUUACUCAUGUCAUGCAGCAUUUGGCAACAAUAUUGAUGAAGAAAUUUUUAGAAUGGUAUAUUUAAAUAUUGUGGUUCAUGCUGCUGUUACUGAAGUACAAAAUGGAAGUGUCGACAUUGAUGAUCCAGCUACCCUAGCAUGUAAUUUCACUGGUUAUCCACUAAAUGAUAUUAAAUGGUCAAAAGGCGAAGAUGGAUCAUUGAGUGAUUUGGCAACUAUAGAAAAUAAACUACUGAAUGAUACUUUUAUCACUUCAGUGUUAGAAUUUGAUUCUGUUAGUAGAAAAGAUAAUGGAACAUAUCGAUGUACUGCAAUUGGCAGUGAAGGGGAAAUUGGAGCUGAUGUUGUGUUAUUGGUUAGAGCCAAACCUUUGGUGAAUAUUGAUUUUGUCACUGCUGUUGGUGCCAGAAGACUGUUUUUAAAUUGGACCGUUAGUGAUGGAAAUAUGCCUGUGCAGGAAUAUUUUAUUCAGCAUAUGAAAGGAGGUACGAAACAUUGGACAUACUACCAGGAAAAAAUUGGUGGUGGAAAUACUAGUUAUGUUCUGAAAAACCUCGAACCAAAUUCAACCUACCAUCUAAGACUUAGUGCAAAGAACGCCAUUGGGAGAAGCAAUGAAUAUACAUAUCCUGAAGCUGUAUCAACCCUUGAUAAAGAUCCUGACUUUGUACCAGUAAUAUUUGUAAAGGGUGUCACUUCUAAUUCAAUUACUAUUGGGUGGCUUCCGCCUGAAGAUAAAAUUAUGAAGCAUGUUCAUUAUUAUCAGUUGGUUGUUAGAUACAAUGGAACAAAGAAGGAAGCACUUCAACUUGCAUCACUUAUGAAUUUACCUACAUAUCUUUUUGUUGAUCUAAAACCAGCUACAACUUAUAAUUUUGAGAUGUCUGCUUGCAGUGAAUACACAAGGCAAUGUGGUAGUUGGUCUGAGACAGUAAACGGUACUACAAUGGAUGGAGUGUCUGGGCCGCCUGAAAAUGUCAGUGUGGUGUGUAAAUUCGACAAUGUUAGUGGCAGCAGUUCUGUUAUUGUGACUUGGGCUCCUCCUCGAGACCCGAACGGCAAAAUUGGUCGCUAUGAUGUUACUCUGGACGGAUCUGCAGUUUUCAAAAAUGAACGUGGAGAAAUUGAACAAUUGAAGAAUGAUCCCUCGAUUCAUCGAGUAGAUGAGAAAGCGCUAAAUACUCAUUAUAAUUAUGUGCAGCCAAAUACAAACUACAGUGUGCGAGUAUCUGCUGUGACAAGAACUCGGAAACGUGGAGAGGAGGCUUCUGGCCAUUGUCACAUGCCACCUACUGUUCCCGACAGGGACAAAUUGGCUCAUCUGUUUUGGGGGAAGUUGCACGAACAAGGACGAUGGCUUUUUAAGCUUUUUCUACCACGUUUGUCAGAAAGAAAUGGUCCUAUUUGCUGUUAUAGGGUCUUUUUAGUGAAGUUGGAACCUCAACAAAAUAUAGCUAACCUUCCAUCACCCAAAGAAUUCCCAUUAUCAACAUAUGCUGAAGUACAUCAAGGAAAAGGAGGAGGAGGUGCAUAUGUUGCUGAAAUGUUUGAUGGUGAUGCUUUGAACAAUGAAGUCUUUCUUGGAGAUGAUGACUAUCUUCAACGUCACAGUUCUGCUUGUAUGCAUUGUGUGAUAUCUCGCCCACGAGCAUCACGUGUAACAACGACUACACCCACAACUACUACUACUUCAACGACAACAGUGAGGUCCACCACCACUACCACUACCACUGAUCCCAGUGCUAUUUCUUUAACCAAUGCUACUCCUAAAACAGGACCUCCCCAUAAUCCGGUUAGUACUGCUGAUACCUUUGUACACACUGCAUCAUUUCCUACAGACUUUGUUCUCGCUGGGCCAAAAGCUGAAAGUGUUCCUGAUAGUACAAUAGUUGCACCAGAAAGUACAGGAUCUGGACCAGCCCCUACUGUGGAGAUCAUUAAUUCUGAACCAGGGUCUACUAUUCUUACUCCCUCAUCUCCCACCCCAGUUCGAAUGCGGCGUUCUGAGUUACACCUUCCCUAUUAUCUACAUCAUGCCGCUACUACCCCAGAUUCUAAUCUCAUCAGAACAGUUAUGGUUGAAGAUGGAAUAUUGGACAUAUACAGUAAUUACACUGGUUUUGUUGAAGUUGUAGUAUUUGGACCGAACCAUUCUUUGUUACCUGCCUAUAGUGAUUAUUUUGAACCUCUUCAACCAGGCCCAGGGCCAGAGGCCUUAGCAGCAUCAGACACACCACAGGUGUUGGCAGUUGUAUUGCAAGUACUAUGUGCAUUAGUGCUUGUAGUUUUGGUAUUGUUGGUUUCACUCUGCUUACUACAGCGGUAUACGAAACAGGUUGCUGAAGCACAAGGUGUUGAAAUGACUCUGACCAACUCAUUUAGGCAUUUAUGUAGGAGUCUCCGAGGACGCCAUGUUCUCGUAUCUUCCAAUCCCCCAGACAUGUCUCCUAUCUCUAAAGCAGAAUUAGCUGUUGCAUAUGUUGAAAGACAUCGUGAUUCUGACUAUGGAUUUCAGCAUGAGUUUGAGUUACUACCAGAUCGUUUUCCUGACCGUACUACUCGCCAUUCUGAGGCCAGAGAGAAUCUAUACAAAAAUCGGUACCCAGAUAUUAAAGCCUAUGAUCAGACACGGGUCCGUCUUUCCCAGAUUGAUAGUGUUGUAGGGUCUGACUACAUCAAUGCAAAUUUUGUUGUUGGAUAUAAAGAAAGAAAGAAAUUCAUUUGUGCCCAAGGACCAAUGGAUAACACAGUAUGUGAUUUCUGGAGAAUGGUUUGGGAACAGCAUUUGGAGUUGAUACUAAUGCUUACAAAUUUGGAAGAAUACAGCAAAACAAAAUGUGCGAAGUAUUGGCCAGAUGAAGCAGAAGGAGAGAAGGGCUUUGGUGACAUCAGUGUAGCUCAUGUGCAAGAGAAGCGUUACUCAGACUACAUUAUCAGAGAACUCAAAAUGUAUCGUGCUACUAGCUCAAGUGGCCGUGAAGAGCGGAGUAUUGUUCAAUAUCAUUAUCUUGUAUGGAAGGAUUUCAUGGCUCCUGAGCAUCCAUCUGGUAUAUUGAAGUUUAUCAAGAGAGUUAAUGAAGCGUAUUCGUUGGAAAAAGGACCAAUUCUUGUACAUUGUAGUGCUGGUGUGGGUCGUACAGGUACAUUAGUAGCCCUGGAUUCUUUACUCCAGCAACUUCAAGAAGAGGGUCAAGUUGCUAUCUUCAACACAGUGUGUGACCUUCGCCAUCAAAGAAAUUUCCUUGUACAGUCUCUGAAACAAUACAUAUUUAUUUAUCGGGCCCUUAUGGAGGUUGCCCAGUUUGGAGAUACUGAACUGAAAGUCCAUGAAUUGAAAGGUGCCAUUGAGAAACUGCGGCAGAGAGAGAAUGGGAAAGAUAAAACAAAAAUGGAGGAAGAUUUUGAGAAAAUCAACAGAGUAUUAGAGGAUCGCAAAUCAUUUUCUGUAGGUGGUGGUGAUGAGAAUAGAAUGAAGAAUCGCAAUGAACUCGUCAUUCCUUAUGAUCGUAAUCGAGUAAUACUUACACCCAUUCCAGGCAGAGAACAUUCUACAUAUAUUAAUGCAUCAUUUAUUGAAGGGUAUGAUAAUUCAGAAUCGUUUAUCAUUACACAAGAUCCUCUGGAGUUGACAAUACCUGAUUUUUGGAGAAUGAUUUCAGAACAAAGUGUAAGCACAUUAGUCAUGCUGUCAGAUCUGGGAGAUGGAAUCAAGAAAUGUUUACGCUACUGGCCUGAAGAUGAAAUUCAACAUGAAUAUAUUCAUACUGAUGAAAAUGUUAUGGUGACACAAUUCCAAUAUAAUGGCUGGCCAACUGUGGAAGGUGAAGUGCCUGAGGUUACACGAGGUUUAAUUGAGCUUGUGGACCAGACACAAAGCCACCAAGAAGCGCAUGGAGGCUCAGCACCAAUUGUAGUACAUUGCAGGUUUUGUGGUUCAGAUCGGAGUUCAAUGUUUGUGGCCCUUAGUAUCUUGGUUCAGCAACUUCGAACUGAAAAGAGGGUGGAUAUUUUUACCACUACACGAAAACUACGCUCUCAGCGUCAUGGAAUGCUGCAAACAUUUGCCCAGUAUGAAUUCUUGUAUCGUGCUAUUGUCAACUAUGCUGAUCUCCACCAUUUGGCAGGAGAUGAGGCCUGAGAUUUGUGUGCUCGGGUCUGGGAGCUUCGCUGUGGAAUUCAAGCAACCACCGCCCCUGGCAUGCUCUGAUAAGGCUGCCAUUUUAUACCCAAGUUGAGGCUUGGUGAUAGAAAAUGAAUAUGUGGACAACGAGUGACUGCGCACCACUUGAGAUAAAAGAGAAGAAAAUUUUUUAAGCAAAUUUAGGAUAGGAACAAAGUGUUCCACUUUCGUGUGUGAAGUGGGUUUUACCCAAUACCUUACCAGAGACCAGUAAAAUGUGUUAGUGUGUUUCUAGUUCUACCUAUAAGAAAUAUUGUGAUAUACCUAAAAUGAAUUCAGGAUUUCUUACAAGGAAGUUUAUAAUUUGAAGUGUGUGCUGAUGUGGGAAUGUCAUUCUUAUAAUUGUGGUGAGUGUAAAGUGUGGGUGUGGUUCAAGAAUGGGAAUAUCUGUGGCAUAAAAUUGCAUUUUAUUUUCUGCAUAAUGAUGUUUGGUUCCAUCAUCUUCGUUCGGAAGUAAUGAGACAUCACAGUUUUGAAUUGAUGCUGAGAGGCACAAGAUUUGUUGAGAAUAUUGAAUUGUGUUUCUAAGAUGAACUCUGAGCAACAUGGAAGAACUAAUGCUUGACAAAGCAUUAAAACAGUCUACUUCAAUGUCACACUGUGUAAGUUGUUGUGAAGUAGUGAAGUGAACCAAGGAGUGUUGGGUACAUUAUUCAGUUUUGAUUUUCUGCAUUGUAUGUACAGCAAAACAUCAUGAAAUUUUUGAACUUUGCCGUAUUUUGUUCUUCUGAAGCCUGUAAUCAGUGAGGAAUUUUGGCUGAUGUAAAUCUAGUCACUGAAACCGAAAAGCUUUUAUGUUCAAUGCUCUAAUAAUGACAAUCAAAAGUUACUUUUGGAGAAAAUGUUCAAGCGUGACUUUUAUUUCUAUGUCACAGAAUGGUAACUAUAUUCUUAUAGACAAGUACAAAAAGUGGAACAGGUGUGGGUGUGAGUAUUCAUUAUUUAGAUUGACUUUUUUUAAAGAAGUGUAUCAAGCUUUUUGCAAAGUGACGCAUGCUUCUUAUUAGAAGAUAUAAUACACUGGUGACAGGAAUUAAUUUUAUUUGCGUAAAUAACAGUUGUGGUGUGAGCACGGAGAUAAAUUUUUGUUAAUGACUAAUUGUGUUUACUGAGUUGUAAGGCAUGGUGCUUCCGUGUAUAUUGCUUCUUACAGGAGGCACUUUUAUAUGAUUUAUUGUACAAAUGUGUGAAUAGAAAUAUCUGAUUGAGGUUUUCCAAAUUUACUUGUAAUUGAAAACAUGUUCAAAGACAUUCAUUUGUACAUUGAACACUUGCCAAAGAAGAGUUUAGUUGUGUCAAAUACAUGAUACUUCUGUACUGUUGGUGUCCUGUAGUUUGCAUAAAAACAAAUUUUGGUUUCACAAUCCAAAUUCCAUUAGUAUUUGUUGGUGGAGCAUACAGAGAGUUUUGCCUCAUUUUUCUUUAAAUUACAUACAAAUAGCAAAACAUUAAUUUUUAAGUUUCUGUAUAUAUGAAAUUUGAAAAGUUAGUUGAAAACAGUCUUAUAAAAACAUUGAUUUGUAGGAAGUGUUUUAUUCUAUAGUCUCAACAUUAGAAGAGUUAUGUUACCAUCAUUAUAUUUAAAUUAUUAAAAGAAAUCAAAAAUUGUGUUAUAAAAAUAACAUAAUUAGCCCUCACAAAGGUUGUGACAAUAGAUCGCGGAUGGUAUCAGAUGUACUUCUUCAGCUGGUACUAAAAAUAAUUUAUUAUUCAGUUAACAAAUUCAGUGUUAAUAAAAUUAGCUUUGGAGCCAUGAGAUGUAGAUUGUUCAAAUGUCAGUGUUGGGUAAUAGGUUUUAUGAGUAUAAUGUAAUAAGGUUUUAAAAAAUCUUCCAUACCUCCCUUCUAGAUAAAGUUGAUGUGAUGAUCAACGCAGGGCCUAGGCUGAGAGAGGUAGCAUUCUAAUGCAGGUGACAGGAAAUGGGUUGUAUGUGUCUCAGUGGUGGUAGUAGGAAGCUCAUUGAGUUGCUACAAUGACUGUCUGUCUCCACAUGCAUUCUGCCAUAUAAAAGGAACAUCCGUUGAUAUCAAAUUACAGAUUCCUACAAAUAGAGGUGAAAUAUAUGUGGUAUUCCUAGGAUGGCUUUCUGCAUUGAAGGGUUAAAGAAACAACAAUAUUCAAUUUCAUAGCUCAGUUAAUUGGUGAAUUCUAGGUUGAGAAACCAAAGCUUAGUAAUCAGCUGUAGGCCAACUAAUGUUGUUGAAGCUAAGCAGUUGUCUGGUAAAUGGUCAUGGGUAUUAGUAAAAAAAAUUGGUUAAUAGUUUUACUUGGUAAUAUCACAUAUCAACUGUAAAAUUAACUUUUUUUAUUCAUUUUUAAAAGUUAUUUAAAUUACUUCUAAAUUGAUAUUGCUAACUAUGGAAAUCUUAUUUAUGAGUAAAUAAUAGGGUGACAUCUUUCCACGUAUUUUUGAUGUAAAUGUAUUGUAAGAUCAUGCCAGUAUGUGGCCUGCUGGUCUAUCCAACAUAAAUUUUGGAUCUUUUAAAUGAAGAUGUAGAAUUACGUGGCUAAUCAUCUGGGAUAAUAAUGUUUAAUACUAUUUUCAGACCCAUCCUUAAUUUCAUGAGGCCAAUCUGCAAAAAUUGGGUUUUGCAGUUUUCAAAUACAAGAUAUCUGGGCAUUGUUUAAAAUUUAAUGAACAUUAUUUUUAAUAUAACGGAUGUCAUUUUAAUUAAUCAUUCUUAAUUGAAGAUAUGGUGAACUCAGUUUAUUAAGUGAAGUUAAUACUGUGUUGGCAUGUUAAAUUAGGUAAUUAAAUUUUAGCAUUAUAUCCUCUUUCAACAUAUAAAAAUUCUUGAAAAUUCAAUAUUGAAAUUAUACAAAAAAAAACAGUUCAAUACUAUUUUAGACUAAUUACAAGCUUUUUUUAUUCUUGAAAUAUUAAAAACUUGCUAGUUCUAAUUAAUUUACUUAAUAUUUUACAAAUUCAUGGCCCCAAAUUCUGCUACCCCCACUGUAACGACACUCAACUACUAUUUCUUUUUAUAUAUCACUUAGUUAUUUAAACUGACAUUGGAUUGAUUUACAAAUGGGUGUGCCCUAUAACUAGUGAAGACUUACUUUGCUGAACUUUUCUAAUUACAUUGUAUGCAGUUGAGUUAAAGCAACAGUAGUCACAAAAAUGUGAAAUAUUGAUGAAGGGAAAAGAAUAAUUUUAAUUUUAUAAUGUAAUAUUAUCUGUCUUACUGUUUGUACUUCUCCAAUACAAGAAUGUAAAUAUGCAGUCAUAGCCUAUUUUCUUUCAAUAUGCAAAUUUUAUAUUGGCCUAUAUUUAAGUAUAUAUUUUGUUAAUUUAGUUAAUUAUAUUAAAUUAAAUUUCAAAUUUUUUGUGUCAUAUUUUUUGUAGUAUUUGUAUUAGUAGAUUUUUAUGUUUUUAUUUGUAAAGUUAAUAACAUAAGUAUUAGGAAAUAAUAUACUGUCCUGUGGCAAAACUUUGAAAGAAUAAGACCAAAAUUCAUUGUGUUAUUAGAUAUUUUCAAGGGACAAGCAUCAACUUUUGUCAGUGCAGAAGUAUAGUGUAUGUAGGUUGUAUGUGUUAUUACGCUACUUGUAUUGAGAAAAUCAUUAUCCUCAUUGUAAUGCAUGCCAUGAAAAGAUGGUAUACUACAGUAAGAGUUUGGAGAGCAUGAUAAGAAAAUGCAGUACUUAUUGGGGCAGCUUGAUUGAUUUAUCUUUAGGUAUACUUGACAUCCCUUCUGCAUGCCUCUGACUCUUGAAAUAACAUCAGUGAAUGAAUCAACAUUAAAUUGGUGUUCCAUUAAUUUUUCUAAAAAAAUGUUUUUGCAAUAGUGUUUUUUGCUUAUUAGGAAAUAUUGGGCCUUCUUGUGGUGUCUACACCUUCAAUUUUCACUGACCUCAGUUGAAUCAAUAUUUUGAUUUAUGCUUGUGAGGAUAUAGGAUUGUUCAAACUAUUUAACAGUUAGGUAUUUAUCCUGGUUCAUUCUGAUCCAUAUAACCUCAUCAACUUGUGUGUAUUGGUUCUUAUCUUUGAAAUGUUUCUAUUUAGUUUACACUUUAAAAAAAUGAAAAUAUCAUUGAUAACUUACACUUAACAGAAUAUUUUUCAGAUUGUGGAAAGUUCACUCAUAUCACAGUGAAGAUAUUAUAAUUAAUAUGAAUGCGGGAAUGGAAAAAAGUAUAAAUAUUGUUUUACUUCAUCGCAAUUAUUUCUAUUUUAUUUAACUGUUGUGUCUAGUUUCUGUUAUGAAAGAUACUGAUGGUGCACCAUGGUAUGGAAUACAGAAUUGGACUUUAAUGUGUAAUAAGGAAAAUACAUAUUGUUGGUUCGGUUAAACCAAUUUUUAAUUUCAUCUUAAAUUAUUUAUAAAACUCCUUUUUAAAAGUACACAUAAUUGCCCUUAAACUUCAUUUGUAAAAACUUGAAUUUAAGUUAACAUUCUUUGAUUUGUUUUGUACUGAGUAUUAAAUUUAGCUUCUUAGUUAUCUAUUUAAGUUCAUGAGGUUUUACUUCUGGUUGCAGAAUACUUUAUUGAUAUUGAAUCAGUAAUCACUUUGGUUAAGGCAAAAAACAACUCUUGAGUCUGUCAUAUCAUGUCAUGUCAUAGGAUCUCGUUCUCUGUUGUAGUAAGGUUUGUCUUGUAUUCCACUUAUUAUUGUUAUUAUUAUUAUUAUUUUUUUUUUUUUUUUUUAAGAAUUGCAUCACUUUAUAUCACAUAUAUGGGUGUGAAUUAAUAUCUUCCAGAAUAUAUUAUGUAAGUUGUCUUCUCUGAUAUUUAUUAAUUGAAUCUGGAUUUUAUUAUUUCUUUUAUUGGAACAUCAUGUGUGUGCUAUUUUGUCUCAAGUAUUUUGAAAUAAGUUGGCUUGGGUUGAACAGUCCAUCUUUUGAUUAUAUGAACUGAUAUUGGAGGAAAAAAUAAUUAUCAAUUUUUCUAUAGAUACACUAUCUUCAAACAUGGAACAAACAACUAGGGGAGUGUUAUCAAACACUUCUUAUUUUAUUUUAUUUUAUUUCCUCCAGACUGAGAUUCUUGAAUUGUUGGUACUACUAGUUGGUACUUAGGUGCUUUUACACAAAUUGAAGUACAAUAUCCCCAAAAAUUUGUUGAGUAAGAUUGUAGAAUGUAUUUCUUGGCCACUUGAUCUCUUGUAUACCAGGUGUACUUCUGCUGAUAAGUACUUUGUUUACCGUUUCUCUAAAUUGUUAUUAUAAUAAAUAGCAUGAAAAGUUUGAGUCACCUGGGGGGAUGGGUGCUUUUUGUCCCCUCUAUGAAUAUGUCAAAUGUGGUUACCUUCUUGGCAUUGUUAUUUUUCAUGUUAGAUAUUUUUAUAUUAGUAGUGCUGUAGUUCAGAAGUUGAAAUGAGAAAAUUUUUUGUCUGUUGUCAACAACUUGCAUCUCAAGCAAUACAAUGAUGUUUGUGUUUUAGCAUUAGAAUUUUUUACCCAAUUUUGUGAAAAUUUAAGUGCACUUGUCAGCAUCCAUACGACACCACAAGGAGAUUGUGGUAAUAUAAGUAAUAGUAAUUAUAAUAAUGCUGUUCUUUUAUGCAAAACAUCCACUUUAACCAUUAAUACCAGCAACUAAUUACUUAGAAUUGUGUAUUUUCCUAUUGGAGAUAUUGAUCUUCACAAAUUCAUAAAGUAGUGGCAUUGUUUUAAUAAUUCUGUUUAUAAAUGUAUUCAAAUUCUAAUAUCAUUAAAAAAAAAAUUUAUUUGAUUUGUGAUCAUCGGCCAACACACUUUUUUUUAACUUUUUGCAUUGAAAUGACCAGUUUGUGAAAUAUCUUAUUUUGAUAUACACAGAAUAUGAUAUAUCUUCAUCUUCCAGUUCAUAUUACUUUAUCUCCUUUUUGUCUACCACUCAAUUGAAUUUAAUAUUCCUCCUUUUGUGCUAUUUUGCAUGACGUUAUUCUACGUUCUUGAGUGCGUUUUGAAGAAUAAUAAAAAGAAACAAUUCCUGUCAGUUUUCAUUUUGAAAUUCAGAAUAGGAAUAUUUUGUUGUUGUCUUUGUAUUGUUAAACUUUAUGAGUGCUGCUAAUACUUUUUUUUUUAUCACACACAAACUUCGUAGGUUUUUUUGUUGUGUAAUCAGUUUUUCUGCUUUUAGGCAAGGAGACUUUGUAUAAAAUGUAAUGUGCCAUAAGAGGUAUUUUACAAAUUUUAAUGUGAAAAAUGGCAUGGACUAAAAAAGAAGUGGUUUUGCAUUUAUGAUGUGUUGUGGAUAUAUACUUACUAGAGCUACUGUUGAUUGGUUUCCAUGUGCAAUGUCUUUUGGACGUACAGUGAAAUCCUGAUCGUAUUGUCAUUGUAUGUAUUUCUUGCUGACUUAUUAUUCUUUUCUUAAUGUUUAGCAUUUUAAAUACUGAGAGUAAAUUGGAAAAUGUAAUAUCGCUUAAUGUAGGUUUAAGUGAGGUGACUAGGUUGACUUGCACCUGUGUUUUUGUGUUCAGAGUAAAUUUACUCUUCCUUACACUGCCAUAAUCCUUAUAUAAUGCAAGCUGUAACAAGCAAGUGUAUACAAGUAUAGUUUUGUUAAUGUAACUCUUCUUGUGAUAUAUGUAAAAAUUGUAUCCUAAUGUUUUGUACAACAGAUGAUUGGGCAUUACUUAUUACUCUUGUAUUUAGCUAUUUCUUUAAUUUUAUGCCGAUGAGACAAAAAUGACUCGGGGAUUUCACUGUAUUUAUAUGCAUUUUCUUACUCAAAAUAUUUUUAACUAUUUGUACUUGUAGUAGACUUUAAAUUAGAUAUCAAUUUCUUGGAAGAAAAUUUUGAGAAAGCUGUGCCUUGUAAUCCAGUAAACACAGCACGUGAGUAAUUGGAAAUACAGGUAUACAUUUCAACAUCUGAGAUUUCCUGCUUUUGUACUGUGUUGUCUGAACUGCAUUUGGACUUGGAUCACUUUUGUGUACUCUGUUAUAGUUGUACAGUUUUGUUAAGAAAUGUAAUUUGCUGUAGAGUAUUCUGAUCUUAGCAAUAGAAGUUGGAGACUGAAUUUAUGCAGAGGACUGCAUAUGCCUGGUACAACAUCUCAUGUUAUCUGGCAGUAAUAAAAUGAGCCACCAACUUCUCUUAGCAAAAGCCUGUGUGCCAUUUCAUGAAUGGGAUGCUACUUAGGAUGCUUAUCUGCAGUUUUAGUUCAAAGAGAACAGAGGAGCCUCUAGUCACUAGUCCAGACAAUAUUAAAGAGUGUGCGACACAAUUAUUUUGUCUCAAAUUACUUCCACUUAAGUUUUGUUUCUCAGAGGCUAAACCUUUUCUUGUAAAAAGGAGAAAAUGUUGAUGUUUGAAUGAAAAACUCAAGUGGAAAAUGGAAGGUUAUUUGUAACUUAUUUGCUAGCGGUAAAUAGCAAGGAAAGUAUUUUCCUUCAACAUGAGUGGUACUAAAGGCAUUUGUGCAGCAAGGAUGUCAUGUAACCUCGGUUGCAAUUUUUUGUGUAAGUUAAGUUGAUUACUGCCCAAAAUACCAAAUAUGCAUGGGACACGGCUUUCUGGCAGUGGCACAACUUGUUCAGUUGUUAUUUGUAUGUUUCUCAAUUAAAUGAACCUUUGAGG